Messenger RNA from Dentiscutata erythropus, 196 nucleotides. The record is from the annotation of a GenBank genome assembly. NCBI's taxonomy places the organism in Eukaryota, Fungi, Glomeromycota, Glomeromycetes, Diversisporales, Gigasporaceae.
AGUAACUAUAAAAAAUUCUAUAACAAAACUUAUCAGCAGUGCGAUGCUGUUAUAUGAUAAAAAUAAGCAUAAAAGAAAAGUUGAAUUUGUUGAUGUUAGGUGUGUUAAAGGUAAAUUGAUGAAGGAUAAUAAUGUUUAUGGUGAAGAGAAGAAAAGUGAGAUUGUUACUAUAAUGAUGAACUUUGAUGAACUUUGA